Molecule: messenger RNA, 6222 nt
Organism: Caenorhabditis sp. 36 PRJEB53466
Lineage: Eukaryota; Metazoa; Nematoda; Chromadorea; Rhabditida; Rhabditidae
Source: the annotation of a GenBank genome assembly
AUGGAGAUCAUUCCGUUGCACUACGGAGCCCAAGUCGGGUUGUACGAGGAAGAGUCGGAGGUGGGUGUUUUAUCGAGAAAAGUACAACAUGUAUCAAAUUCCGAAUAUGAUAAACCGCUUGGUUGAGUUGGAACGAAUAAAAAUUCUGAACAAGCGCCAACUUUUCCGUUUUUUUCGUCCUAAAGUAGUCGGUUUACGAGACCAGUUUGCGAGAGAUGAUUCGCCGAUUCGGAGGUCUCUUCCCUAUUCAUCGUACUUCCGAAAGACAGAAUGGCAACAAAAACCCGAACGAAGGAAUUGUUUUCUUCAAUUCGAAUACUUGAUUGAAGGAUUACUUGGCAAUUCCACGGAAGGCGGAGUAGCAUGUGGCCUCCAUAAUCAAGAGAGUGAGAACCGACGCCCACGAACUUCCUGAGAGAAUUUCGGUCGGCCUCGUAGUUCUAUGUUUUCAUCAGACGGCUCACGAAUUAUAAGUGGAGUGCUGUAUAGAUUUUGUGAGCAUUCUAAUUAUUCAUUUCCUGUGAAUUUCACAUUCCGUCCUUCUCCCAAACAUCACAGCUUUCUCGAAAUGAGCACAUUUUUGCUUUAAAAGUGAUCCCAAAGUCCAAGAGACUCUCGCCCUACCAACGGAACAAAGCGUUUUCAGUGAUCUUGCGAUCCUGCUCCCUCCACUGUGACCUUAUUAGUCAUGUGCGUGUUUCCAAAAGGUUCGCACCUCGAAGAAAAGCCCGGACACGAAACAUUCCGUCACUUUCUGUUGUGCUGGGUUUGUUAGUCAUAAUGGCCACACUCGGUGAUACAAUUUGCAAACGCUCCGAGUUUCACACGACUCCAUGAUCGGCCCGUAUUACGUUUUUUUUUUGUGUUCACGUUUACUCUUUUGCUGUUCAACUACGGUAAUUGUUCCGGAAGAAGAAGAAGAAGAGGGAAAAUGAAGUGUGCUGGCAAUAAAUCCAUCAGCGAGGGAUGCCCUCCAAGACGCCCGUCCGUGUCACCUGUCCCUGAGCGUACGGGCGUGCCACCCGGCUUCUUCUCAUCUUUUUGUGCCCCUCUCGAUGAUUUCUUACUCGUUGUGUGCCACACGGAAAUACACAUGUUAGUGAUUUGCGGACCAGAAGCGAAUUUCGACGUUCCUUCUCUUUUAUUCGUAUUUCUAGUGGAAAUGCGGUAAUUCGAGAGACCACCAUUUCCAUAAUUGCCGUUUUGGGAAUUAGGUUGAAUUUCAUUCGAAUUCGUUCGGAAUCCGAAUGUGUUCUCAGUCCUUUUUCGUUUGUUCUUUUCUGUGAAACCAAUUACCACUCGAGAGAAUCCCUUAGUUCUGCAAAUUUCUGGAGUAUCACAUAACAUUCACAAUCUCUAAAUUCCAUGUUUGUCUGCCUCUUACCAACAACACGAAAAGCGAUUUUCUUCGUUUCCGUGGGAACUGACACUCUGUAAAUAAGCGACAUUCUCUCCUUCAUCUGUUGCCUUCAGUCAUAUCAUUCGUUUUGCCACGACAUAAUGCAUUUAUCAAAAUAAGGCGCGUAGACGUUGAAAAUCUAACAUUCGACUAUAAAAAUGUUUUCGUUCUCAUAGGUUGUAGGCGGCCGAACGAAGACUUUUUAUUUUUGUUGUCCGCUGUAUUCUGAACACUUUUCCCCCUCUUAUCAUUGCAUUUCGUAACUAGAAACGCUCCAAGACACUCGGCUGCUCGUUUCCGACUAUUGUUUGCAUUGGGUUACCUGCCUUCAUCAAGUUUUCCUUCUGUUUGUAUUAUAAAAAAUUAGAUGCAAUUUCGAUGGUUCUCUCGGGUUUCCUUCUCUCAGAAGCAAGUGAUUCUCGCCCAUUUCCUCCUGUUCAUCUCAUUUUCUGUUUUCGCCAAGUGUGCGUUCGUUCCACGUCAUCAGCCCGCCGAAUGCAGUAAACAACAGCUUGUAACUUUUGCACGAGACUGACCGGGAGAUCGAAUAAACAAACGGAGAGACGAAAAUCGUUCUAAUUCAUCCCAUAUUUUGGUUUCAGUCUUUGAUUCUUUCUGAUCCGUACACUGAGAAACCUCGAAUAGGUGUCUAUCAGGAUGAUCCUUUCUUAUCUUCCGUCCGUUCCUUUAAUGUCUUCUAUCCCACGUAUGCGCCUUUCUCUUCCUCUCCUUCACUUUUCGAUUAUUUGAUCAUCAUGAGAGUCCUAGGAUCGCAUUGUCGUCGUCGUUGGACAAAACGGAAACGUCGGCAGUCGAUUAUGUACUCGAGUGUGUCCAGACCGCCGUUUAGACGGCUCGUUCCACUCAAAAUGGUUGGGAACGGAAACUUUCCGAAUUCACACAUCAAAAUUUAACCUUUCUCAUUUUCAGGCGAACGGAAGGACGGCGACCGACUAUGCGGGACAGGACUACGACGAGUGCUAUGAUCGGUUAGUUUCCAUUAUUUUUCUCGUUGCUUCUUCUACGGAAAAACCAUAAAUCAGCGCAGCUGCCCGCUGAUCAGUCUGUGUCUCUCCGAUCACUGGCCUCUUUUCGGUUUGACCCUCGUCGUUUGUAAACUGGCCGGCAGGCUCCGUCUCUACGCGAAUCCAAUUGCACUUUUUCGUCGCAGUGCCGAUUUACGGCGACUCGGAAACGUAUCCUCUCGCCCGUUUUGCCCCUCAUUAGCGGUGCCGAUGUUUCGCUGUUCCCAUGGAAAUAUCUCCGUGAUCGGUUGGUUGCAUUUUGAGAAUCGGCCACUCUCCCAGAGAAGCUCUCGAACAAGCGUUGCAUUAUUCAUCCGCCUGUUUGCUCCAUUCCCCUUCUCAUCUGCAUCUCCACAUGACCGUUUCAUAGAAUAUUCAUUCGAAAAUAAGUGGAUUUGGAAACACCGCUUGAAACCUAGAAAACAGCAGACCAGUGAAGUCAACAAUGCAAAUGAGCCGGCAUUUGACGCAAGAGAGAUGAGUUGCGAGCCAGAAAUAGGAGACGGACGGGACGUUAUUCUCCUUUCUUCCCUCUAACCACUCAAAAUUACAAUACUAGAAUGUCUUCAAAACAAGCCCACCGCAUAGACAUAAGCCAUUCCAUUCUGAGUUUCGAUUGAGAAAUUUGUUCAUUCUCAGAAUAAGCAAUUAUUAGCUAUCGAGCCACUUCAAAAAAGUAUUCGCAUAUCCAUUUCAUUCUGUCGCUCUUAAUCCAAUGCUAAUCCCGAAAGUCGCACGGAGAUGAAGGACGGGAGCAAUCCCGCGGGGGCUCCGAAUCAAUCAUUUUGACAAUAUGGUCCGCCCGCGCGACGCCGUCUCAUAAAGCUUCUGACCGAUCUUUAUUAUUACACCCGCUCUACUUCUAUUUCAACAACACCCGGCUAUUUUUGCGAAUGCGACGAAUUCAAAUUUUCGCGUCAAACUCGCAUCCUUUUCGCCCAUUUUCUCGCGUCCUCAAUUUCCUCGGUCGUCCUCCAGGGGCCUGCCGAAAAGAGCACCAGAAUUCUUUGUCUUCGAAUCGUUGUCGGAAGAAGACUGAAAAAGGGCGGAAGACGUGAGCUCGAGAAAAAGGCGCACAAGACAAUAUUUAUGUGUUGUUCUGCUCUCGAGUAUUUGAUUAGGCUUCUCCUCGACGUCUCUCCCUCUCGACGCAUUCCUUUUUCUAGGUACUCUUCGCCCCAUUUUAUUCUUUUUCUUCCUAGAACAACACUGGCUGAUCUUCCGCAGUUGUCUUGAGUGAACAUGUCAAAAUGUUGGAAAAACAGCAAGAGACUGGCAGUUUGUCAAAAUACGCGUUGUCUUCUCGCUCUCUCUCCGCGCAUCCUGUUCUUCGCUAUCUCUCAUCAGAUUCCGAUUCUUCGAUCCGUCUGUCUCUCUUCUUAGCGCAUAUUUUCUUCUGCCUUCACACUGAUUUUUCAAUCAUUUCGAGGUCGAGACCUUCUUUUCUAUUGGCCACCGCCCUGCGUGCCAUCCCGAAACGUGUCAUAAACAAGAUCAUUUGUGUAUUUCCUCGCGUCCUCCUGCUCUCUACUGCUCUCUCUCUCUCUCUUCCUCUCCUUUUCCUUUCUUCUUCACUUAUCUGCCACGUCACCAUUGUUCUCUACCGGGGACUAUCACAUCCUUCCUGUUCCGCUCACUAUUUCCUCAUCGCCACCCAUUUUUCUCGCGUGCUGAGGCACAGAAAAGCCGUAAUUGUUUCCGUCGGCGUCUCCGAGCGGACAAUACACUCUUGCCGCCACUUCAAGAAACAUUCUGAAAGUGUCGAUAACUACCUCUUAUUCAGUGUGUGUUUCAAUGAAGAAGCAAACGUUUCGUGUCCUGCUGACGAGUCACUUCUUCCUGCCAGACCGGACCCGGCAGCCGUAUAAACAAAGGCACGGUGGACACAAAAAGAUUCUAAUAAGUAGGAGUAAGAGUGUCAUCGUAAUGGUCGCUUCGCAUAAUUCGAUCAACGACGUUUUGUUGUCCGUCUGCUAUUAAUUCCCCUUCUUGUUCCCCCUAUCGAUUGACAAUCCUUGCUAAAUCAGCGAGGCGUGACGUGGCAAACAACAUCUCCUUUCCUCGUUUCCUUCUGUUUCCUGCGUUCUCCUGCUUCUUCUACGUGCUGCAGCAGCCGUGAAAUCGACACCUUUAGUUUUUGUCCGCCGCGGACGGACACCCAUUCAUCCGCGUAGUACUUCCUUCCCAGAGUGCACUCGCUUUUUCUCAACGUCUUCCGCCCCACCGGCCCCCUGUGUCUCACCUAUUUCUGGCGGUGCCUAAUGCGUCUAUUCUUGCAGCUGCGAACAAGAGUGUGGUGAGGAGGCGUGGCGAAUCGCGUGCUGCUCCAGAGUCGGAAAAGCCGCCAUCGUCAUCAUGUCCAUCGUCAUACUCUACCUCAUCAUAUCAGGUUUGUUUCAUGGAUCAGUUCAGAUAGAUACCCAAGGAGUACUUUUGAUUUGUUCAACCUAAAGACCAUCUACUUUUCAGCAUUAACACCGACGGAAAGCACAAAUAAACUAGACGUUAAUGAGCCACGACAAGGCAUAAACUUGACCAGGUAUACCCUUUAUCCAUUUGAUCAUUUCAUCUAUUCGUUCCUUUUUCAGGGCACAUCAGGUGCUCAGCUCUCUCUGUGAUGCAUAUGAACGAGGUGACGUAUCAGGAGACUCGUGCAAUCGAUUAUGCUACGACCGAAAUUGGCUGGUAACGGACUUCUAUGAAGGACACAAAACAGUCGUGCUAAUCAAAGACGGAGGACAGACGGCGGUUUACAAGAGUUCGAAGCCGUUCAUGGAAAUGUUCGAAGAACCGCAUGAUCAUUUGACGAACUCUCAAUUUUCGGACAAAGUUGUCGAUGUCGUCAACGAUGAAUUGCGUCUCGGGUGGCCGAAACACUACAGUAGGCAUCUGAUGGAGACGUUGUGGCCAACCUUGCUCAGGACGAAAGGAGAAGAGAUGUCGAAAGCAGACAGGCGGUCCCUUUGGGCACUUCUCAAACAGUCCGAAUUCAUCUUGUUUCGCGUUCUUCCUCUCACGAGAGUCACUCCAAAACUGAUCGGAACCUGUGGACACAUGUAUCAGACGGAAUCUCUCGUGGCUUUCAAAAUGAAAGGAUACUACACAAACCUCAAGGUUCGGUUUUUACUGCUGCUAUGUCUGUAAAUGUUUCAUUUUAGGCCAAGAUUCUGGUUCACGUGAUGGGCACUCUGAAGCUGCUCUACGAGUUCCUCGAUGAGCCUCUUCAGUGGUGCGACGUCCGCUUCGACAAUCUCGGACUCUCCGCUGACUAUCCGAAAAGGUAAACCUAGUGUAAAAUAUCAGCUGUUUAAUAUUUCAUGCUCAGGUUCGUGCUAAUGGAUGGAGAUAUGGUUUAUACCAAAUCAAAAUUGAAUUCACUGCUGAAAGGACGGCCUUGCGAAAAUGACGACGACUGUAAAAUCGGAGACUGCACGGCUCGUUGCACUUCCGAAAUGGUUUGCUCGUCGAGGAGUAACGGAAAUCUUGAGGUGAAAUUUUUUGAAAACAAUUUCCUUCUCUUCAUGAAAAAGUUUCUUUCUCAAAUUAGAAAAUGAGUGUAAUUGUUCGAAUAGCGCUGUGAAAUUGACCACUUGAGUUCACUUUCUCCCGGCCGAAAAUGCGCCUCCACACUCGAUCUUUUUUCAGGUGUUCUGCGACAAACUGGUGAAUAAGCUGUUCGCAAAUCAAUGGUCCAAAAACAAUAAAUAUCUAGUGGCCUGCAGAGACACGGGCCGAAAUAUCACUCAACGACUGAACGAACUGCGGCUGACAUGGUCAUGGAAUCUGCCAGAUGUGUGA